Molecule: messenger RNA, 1493 nt
Organism: Ciona intestinalis (vase tunicate)
Lineage: Eukaryota; Metazoa; Chordata; Ascidiacea; Phlebobranchia; Cionidae
Source: RefSeq, a predicted model, not a curated record
UAUAUUGCAAAUAUAAAAUAGUUGACCAACUUAGUAUUGGUUUUUUUUAACUGGACUAUAUGGGUUCUUUAAGUUGCGGUGGUAAGCUUAAAGCAUGUCUCGAAUCUAAGAAGUUAGUCAUAGUAAUCGUAUAUGCCAGCUUAAUGGUCGACAACAUUUUGCUAACAGCCGUUGUUCCAGUUCUACCAGAAUAUUUUUCCCAAAUGCACUUUAACUUCACGAGCGGCAAAACGGAUACAAUGUCAACAGGACCUCAAACGCAUCAUGUAAUUGUAACAAAUUACACGAAGACACUAUCGCAUCAAUGUCCGCAUCGUAAAGCAGUGUCAAGCCAACAAUCAUUUUACAUGGGUAUUCUACUAUCUGCGAAGCCACUCGUACAAGUAUUGGCUAACUUUGCUGUUGGACCUAUUACCGAUAAGAUUGGAUUCGAUGUUCCACUACUUGCCGGUUAUAUUGUAAUGGCAACGUCCGCAUUAAUGUUCGAUUUCGGCAAGUCAUUCGUAUUUCUGUUGGUGGCGAGGGCCAUUCAAGGUAUUGGUUCGGCCGCUACAGCGACUGCCGGUCUAAGUUGGGUAGCUGACACAUACACAGAAAAAGUUGAACGAGGUUGGGCCAUUGGCAUGUCGUUUGGUGGUCUCGCGCUUGGUGUAUUAGUUGGACCGACGUAUGGGAGCUUGAUUUACCAAUAUGUUGGAAAGGAAUAUGUGUUUAUUAUCUUAGCCGUAAUGGCUCUAUUAUUAAUAGUUAUUCGGCUGACAACACGAAAAAUUAGAAUAUUUAGAAGGCCACCAGAUGAAAUGGGUUCAUCCAUUUUUACAUUGCUUAAAGAUCCCUAUAUUCUUCUGGUAGCUAUUUCGUUAACCGCUGGAUCAUCUUCAAUAACAGCCCUGGAGACGGCGCAACCAACAUGGAUGCUUAAAACUAUGUGCCCAACCAAGUUGGAUUUAGGGCUUUCAUUUCUUCCAAUUACUGGCAUGUACCUCAUUACAACAUACGGUAUAGCGUUGAUGGGCCACAAAGUGGCAAGGUGGAUACUUUGUUUGAUUGGGUUCUAUUUGCAAGUAGUUGGACUCGUUAUUUAUCCAUUUGUACGCACGGUACCCGAAGUAGUAGGACCUGGUUGUUUAAUUGGCAUUGGCAUUGGUUUUGUGGAUGGCUUACUUCCGGUGCUGGCUUUUUUGGUCGACACAAGACAUAAACCAAUAUACGGAAGCGUUUGUGCAAUUGCUGAUAUAUCAUUUUCGUUUUCUUACGCAUUAGGGCCUUUAAUAGCGGGAGCUGUGAUGGCCAAUGUUGGAUUUAAAUGGGUGAUGUGGGGAAUCGGCAUUAUAUUUUUUUUAUACGCUCCAAUUAUUUCCGUGCUAAGUAAAGUGACCGUUAAAGAUGAGGAAGCUACGCCACUUUUGAACGAAGUUAAAGAAAUAGAGAACACAGCCGGUCGUGGUACAGCAGACACAAAUGAUAACCACAAUUUAAGUUUACAAUAUUGA